Ascochyta rabiei is the source of this 285-nucleotide messenger RNA. RefSeq lists its product as uncharacterized. The record is from RefSeq and is a predicted model, not a curated record. Bases 1 to 285 code for a protein of 94 amino acids. The transcript has a single exon. Lineage: Eukaryota; Fungi; Ascomycota; Dothideomycetes; Pleosporales; Didymellaceae.
AUGAGCGUCCCUAUGGUUGACACUAUCUACCAACAGCUUUCAUACCCGUCCACUAUGCUUUCUAUCUCGACAUUUCUGUCAAUACUGGCCCUGGCGACCACCAUUUUAGCAGGUCCCAUCCCCGCGAGACCAGACAUUACCAAGGUCGUCAUCCCAAAAGUGCGCAUCAACACCAGAUCUUCUCCAAUCAUUAAAGCCUCUAUCGAAAACCCCGACCCCGUAGUUGGCAGAGCUGCUCCUGUUGUCGAUGUGCUUAUCACAAACCCUGACGAUGUCGUCAACUAA